UCUCUCUCUCUCUCUCUAGCUCGUUCCUCAUCUCUCAGUCUGCUCUUAUUCACUUCUGUGUAUGGGCAAAACGGGAUAACAUGGACACUUUGGGUCUUUUUAUGCUGCUAAUACUUCUGUUUUUUCAGUGGACGCCUGCCCUCGCUGCUGAGGAAAUCACCUGGACUUACUCUGGCUUAGUCGGCCAGAGUGAGUGGUCAGAGUAUUUCCCGGAUUGUGGUGGUACCUCACAGUCUCCAGUUGAUGUGAUGACCACGCAGGCUAAAUAUGACCCCAGUUUGAUCCCUGUGACUCCACUGGGCUACAGCCAGCACGGCAACCAACCUUUCACUAUGUACAAUAACGGACACACAGUGGUGAUUGAACUGCCAGAAUGGAUGGGACUCGGGGGGCUGCCGUGGUUCUUUACAGCCAUACAAAUGCACCUCCACUGGGGCAAUGACGGCCCAAGUCUCGGAGGCAGUGAACACACCAUUAACGGACUGAGUGCAGAUGCAGAGCUCCAUGUGGUGCACUACAACUCUGAGCUCUACCCAAACAUGUCUGCAGCGAUGACCCAGAAAGACGGUUUGGCUGUUUUAGGAAUUCUCAUUGUGACAGGUGAGGAGACAAACCCAGCGUUUAACAACAUCCUCAACUAUCUGAGUCGCAUCAGGCACGCAGGUAAGUCUUCUUCCACUUCCACUGUAUUCCUAAAGCACAUUAAAACAAGAAAACAGCUUAAGACAGAAACUCACACUGGGUCAAAGCCGAGGAGAAAAAGUGUGUUUUUAAAAACAGAGAUAGAUGGAGCCUGCCUGGCCUCCAGCUAUAGCUCAUUCCACAUUUUAGGAGCAAAAGCUGCAAAGGCUCUGUCUCCUCUGGAUUUAUAAAAUGUCUUCGGGAGAGUCAAAAACACCUGGCUAGCUGAUCUAAGAGCACAUGAUAGCAUGUAAGGGUGAAGCAGCUCAGACAAACAACAAGGGGCAAGACCAUUAAGAGACUUAAAAACAAAUAAAAGAAUUUUACAAUGGAUCGAACCUUAACAGGAGGUCAAGUGAAGGGAUGCUAAAACUGGGAUUAUAUGCUCUUGUUUGCUUGUACCAGUUAAAAAUUGUGCAGCAGCAUUUUGUACCAGCUGUAGACGUGAGAGGGAGGCUUGGCUAAUUCCAAUCCAAAGAGGAUUUCAGAAAUCCAGGCGAGAGGUGAGAAAUGCAUGGAUCAGUGUCUUUAGGUGGCAUCUAGAUAGGAUGGGCUUAAUUUUUGACAACCACCUCGAAUGAGAGAAGGUGGACUCAACCACAGUGUUGACAUGUGAGACAGGUUUUAGGCUGGGGUCCAUUUUCAGCUGGAUCCUCCUACAAAUGUUUUUAAACCACAUCAUUGUUUCACAGUUUCUUUACAUUGAAUCAUUUACAGUGUUUGUGUUCUUUUAAGUGAUCUCACUAUUUAA
Messenger RNA from Neolamprologus brichardi, 1432 nucleotides. Lineage: Eukaryota; Metazoa; Chordata; Actinopteri; Cichliformes; Cichlidae. The record is from RefSeq and is a predicted model, not a curated record.